AUGAGUGAUGAGGGUAUAGAGCAGAUAUUGAAUGGGGAUAUAGAUCUAUACGAGUUCCUAGAAGUACAGCCGUCGAACUCAAAGCCCGAGAUCAGAAGACAGUACAGACGCAAAGCUUUGAUAUAUCAUCCAGAUAAAGAAGGGGGAGAUGCCCAUAAGUUCGACUUGCUUUUGAAAGCGUACGAAAUUCUCGUCAACGAUGAGCUCAAGAACCAGUAUGACCAAAUUAAGGCAAUAAAGAAACGAAAACAGACUAGUAGAGAGCAAUUGUUGAAUUUGACUAGACAGUUCCAGGAAGAAUUAGAGAAAGCAGAGAAACUGGCACAGGACGAAUUGAACUUUGUCAAUAGACGAAAGAGGCAGAAUGACUUGGAAAAGUUGAAGGAAGAAGGCUUGAAACGAAGAAGAACGCUCGAGGAGAAACUUACUGCAAAGAGCACAUCUAAAACUGUUACGAGAAAGUAUACUUCUUUUGAAGAAAUACCGAUCAAACGUCGCAUCACAUUCGAUGACCCAACUUCAAAUUCCAGCACAACAAACCAAAGGUUGAAAAUUAAAUGGAAGUAUAAGUCUGAACUAAAAGGUCUCAUAACAGAAGAUGUGAUCAAGCAAAUCAUGGAGAUAUUCGGCAAAGUGAGCCAUGUACAAUUAUUGAAAUCAAAGGAUAAACAUCCCAGAUAUAGCUACGCUUUGAUCACUUACGAAAAUUCCGAAGACAGUGAAAAAGCUUUACUGUACAACUACAGAGAAUCGGCCAGACUAUGGGAUGGAACCAAUGUCAGAAAGCUAGCUAGCUUACUAAGAGACUGUGUUAUUGUAGAUGAAUCCAAAGAAAAAGAUGAUGGAAUUAUAGACAAAAUCAAAGGGAAUGUCAAUUUGCCAGCAGAUUUCAAAUUGCUGAGUAUUCACAAACCUAAAAUAGAUUCGAUUUUGAAUAAUUUCACGUUAACCCACCUAGAGAAUCUACAAAAAAUGUAA
Molecule: messenger RNA, 978 nt
Organism: Scheffersomyces stipitis CBS 6054
Lineage: Eukaryota; Fungi; Ascomycota; Pichiomycetes; Serinales; Debaryomycetaceae
Product: U2-type spliceosomal complex subunit
Exons: 1
Coding region: 1-978 (325 amino acids)
Biological process (GO): spliceosomal complex disassembly
Cellular component (GO): spliceosomal complex
Molecular function (GO): RNA binding
Source: RefSeq, a predicted model, not a curated record